Messenger RNA from Staurois parvus, 369 nucleotides. The record is from the annotation of a GenBank genome assembly. Lineage: Eukaryota; Metazoa; Chordata; Amphibia; Anura; Ranidae.
UCCCUCGGACACAGCGGAUUACCGAUCUAUGGAAAGAGCCGAAGAUGUCGGCUCGGUCAUGUGAUCAGUUAUGUUCAAUCACUGCUGAUCACAUGGGACAUCUACACAGAUCAUCAGAUCACUGAUGAUCAGUGUGCUCUGAUGAUCUGUGUAGCCCCAGCAGCGCCACCUGUCAGUGUCCACCAGUGCCAGCUCUGUGCUCAUCCAUGCCACUUGCCAGUGCCACAUUUCAGUGCCCAUCUGAGAUGCCUUUCAAUGUCACCCAUCAGUGCCAGUCAGUGCCAUAUAUAUGAAUGCUGCCUUUCAGUGCCCAUCAGUGAUGCCUGUCAAUGCCCAUCAGUGCCACCUACCAGUGCCUCCUCAUCAGGG